Molecule: messenger RNA, 4418 nt
Organism: Fundulus heteroclitus (mummichog)
Lineage: Eukaryota; Metazoa; Chordata; Actinopteri; Cyprinodontiformes; Fundulidae
Product: zinc finger protein 292
Exons: 11
Coding region: 47-4213 (1388 amino acids)
Biological process (GO): regulation of transcription by RNA polymerase II
Cellular component (GO): nucleus
Molecular function (GO): DNA-binding transcription factor activity, RNA polymerase II-specific; DNA binding
Source: RefSeq, a predicted model, not a curated record
GGACAAACCUGGCAACCGGGUCUAUGCGCUGGAUACAGCAUACAGUAUGGCGGACAACGAAAGUGAUUUGGAAACCGACGGGCUCGAAUUGGCUCUGGACUCGCUGUGUCUGAGACACUGCAUGGACGAAUCGUCCCUGAACAGCAAGGACUACUGCUCCGACUUCUGCGAGUUGGUUCAGGAGUACACCGGCCAGUGGCAUGUUCCUCUUCCUCAACUCAAGGUGCUGCGGACUGCUCUCUGCAACUUUACCAAAGCCACAGCUGCCUUUCCUGACGACUGUCAGCACGUCCAGUAUGUCCUCAGCAGUCUGGCCCUGAGCUUCUUUGAACUGAUGCUGUUCUUUAGCAAGGAGGAGUUUUUAGAGGAGCCUUUAAAAAACAUCCUUGAUUGUUUUCAGGAAUGCCAUUCCAAACUUCUGAGACACAGGAACAUCUAUCUUCAUCACGUGAAGCAGGUUAUCAAAGGUGGAGGUCCGUGGGAGAAUCCAGCGUUGCAAAGAAUUCUGAAAGAGGCAGAAAUGUCACAAAGUGAAGUCGAUGACUACUUGAGGACAGAAUUGCCGAUCUUUCUGGAGCUACGGGUUCGAUAUCUGCAGGCCUGUGAGCGGAUACAAGAGGCCAUGGCUCUUUGUAAAAGCUGCCUGGAAAACCAGGAGACUGGAAAGCAUCUGUACUUCCAUCAAGCCUACCUGACCUGCCUUUAUAAGGCCUCCCUGUAUGAAAGCCUCCAGAAAGAGAUGGCAGAAAUAGACGGCCGUGAUGCAGUCGAAAUAAUCUGUAACACUGAGAGCGUGGAGAAAGACGAGCUUUUGUUGUCCCUGUGUAAAGCUUUUCUCACUCGGCAGCUGCAUGAAGGGGACAUGUAUUACAUCUGGGAUCUUGUCUUCAUCUGGAGUAGAUUGCAUCUAAGGGCCUCUCCAUCCCGACAAGGCUUCCUGGCUGAGUGUUUGGAACUAGCUUCAUCUGCUACCAAUGUCAGAGCCAUCUUCCCCUUCAUCAAACUGCUUACUGAGCUUGGAGGUAAAGGAGUUGAGGUUGCUGUUGAGCUCUGUGCCAGGGCGUUGCAGCUCUGUGAUAUGCAGGGUGACACUGUAACCCGCUCACUUGUCUGCAAGACCAUCGCCUUCCUGCUGCCUCAUGACCUAGAGAUCUGUCGAGCGUGUUCCCUGCUGGUCUUUUGCCAGGAGCGAAGCCUGGAGGCGUACCGAACUGUGUGUCUUCUUUACAGGCAUCCGGAUCAGGAGCAACAUCCUCACAACAACCCUCUCAGGACCAACGUUCGCUUCGUAAUUAUGCAGAUGUUAAAAGAGCGGCUGUGCUUUGACCCUGAGUUUUGGAACCUCCUGACUCUCAGGACUCGCUGCUUGGAGUUGAUGAGCGAUAAUGUCGUGAAGGAUGCUGUACUCAGUGAGAUGAAGGAGGAGGAAGAAAAGGAAUACAGAGAAGGUCUCUUACCCAAUAACUGUGUGAAUGAGUCGUGCGCUCCGUCCCUUGAUUCAUGCCUCAGGACUCAAGCGGCAGUUGAGAGCAAAGACCUUCCAGAGAACCUAGUUGUGGUGGCUCCAGAAACCAAGUGUCUUGCACAGAGUCGUGUACACCUAAGGAGGAGGAAAUGGAGAAAACCUUUGGCAAAGCUGGACUUUGUUGACGAUCCUGAAUUUAAGUACAAUCUCAAACCCCAUUCUUUGAGCAGUAAGCCCAUGUACUCACUAAGAAACAACCACAUUAAAGUCGGCUAUACUGGUCCUGUAAGGCUGCCCUCGAACCACAGCGGAGAAUACUUUCCCCAAGGCGUUAAAAACCAGAUUUUUAAAAGAAGGGGUCGGAAGAAGAGAUGGCUGCAGGGUCUUCCAAACGUGGAGCAAGCGCAGCCGGUUUCAGCGAAAAAGUUCAAAGUGGGUGGCGAAAAGCGAGGAAGAAAGCCUUUACCGAGACUGGAGUUGUCUUUCCCCGAAAAUGAAAUUCCCGUCACAGAGGAAGCCUGCGGUGUGGAGGUGGACGCAGAAGGCAAAGAGCAAGCUUUACCUGAUUUGGAUUUUGAACCACAAAGCAUUGGUAAGCAGACAGAGGAUGAAGUUGAGCUGCUAAACGAGCCUAACAAGGAAAACAGCGCGGACGCCAGUGUGGUCGCUGGUUACCGUCUUGGCGAACAGUCUGAAGAGGCACCUCUGGUGUCGAAGCUUUGUGAUGAUCUGCCGAGUGAGCCCCAAGGUGCUGUUCCUGUCCAAGCUAACCCCGAGGUUGACGGUCCUGUCAUUGAAUUACUGGUUAAUCCAGUAGAGUUGCUACACAAUUACUCCCUUCUUCCUAGAACGUCUGAUGGCGAUGAACCAAAGUCCCCAGAAUCAAAGACAUCUGAAGAGGUUAAUGGUAACAUAAAGCAGGAGUCCAAGUCAGAAGUGGAAACAGAAGACCAAGAAGUUAAGCCUAAACCGAUAAAAACAUGGAGAGAGAGAUCGCUCCGGACUCAACAAUAUGGUCACUUAAGCUUUACCUGCAAGAUCUGCCAUAAAACCUUCAAGGGUUUGAAUGUGAUGAGGCACGCAUUCUCACAUUUAAAGAAAAGGAGACUAAGAUGCAUUCUCUGUGGGAAACACUUCAAGAAUCUGCCUUUGGCCAAAAAGCAUAUUCUCGACCACAUAAAUGAAAUGUCCAACCACAAACCAAACGAGGAGCAAACGCAGGAAAGUCCGCCUGCUAACGGGGUCAUGGAAAACGAGCACCGGUCUGAGGAGGAAAAUCUACCGUCUGUCACUGAGAACAAACCGAAAAAGAAACCCAAAUCCAAAAAUAAGCUUUUGAACCUCAAGAGGGAAGAGCGGAUCAUCAGGAAUAUCCGCAUCCUGCUUAAAAAGACGGCUUUGAUCCACAAAAAGAGCAAAAACCCAAGCGUGGACAUCAUAAACAUGGUAGAGUUCAGCGACGAGCAAGUGGUCAUUGCCGACGGCCUGGUGAUAAUAAAGAACGCGUCUUUGAAAAAGACAGAGGAGGAGGCCACGGAGACCCCCGUGGAGGAAAACGGCUGCAGUGUGGACUCCACGUACCCCCUGUGUCCGUCAGAGGUCUGCGAUCGGGUCUUCUUGAAAAUGAACAGUUCGCUGACGAGGCAUGCCAUCAAAUGCCAUCUCGGUGAGGAGAAGGUGCUAGAGAAAACCUACGUUUGGUCCAAGCACAAGUGCUACUUCUGCGUCAGGCAUAUCAAUUAUUUGGAGCAGUAUAAGCAGCACAUGAAGCUCCACAACGACCCUCUGCCAUUCUUCUGCUACCAUACGGAGUGUAAGCUGCGCUUCGCAACGCAGCCAGAAUUAAAGGAGCACAUCAACACCCACCAGCCCUUCAGACCUCAGUGCACAUACCCAGACUGCGAGACGCUGUUCUCAAACUUCCAGACUCUCGCCGACCACGAGUGGAGGCACUACAUCCCAGUGCCACAGAGGAAGGAGGUGGACCUCGGAGCCAGCACGAAAAACAAGCCGAGCGAAGAAGCUCCUUGGAAGCAGAGAGUGAAAAUUGAAGAAAUUUGGCUUCAGAAUAAAACUGCCCAAAGGAGUCCCACUCCUGAUAAAAGCAAAACGGAAGAUCAGGAAACGUCUACGACGGACCACAGCCAGAUUGUGUGUGAGUAUACCUGUCCGACAACAGAAGUUAGCCACGGACCAACGGACGAUAAGCCCGCCGUCAACGGAUUCGAGGACGUGACUAAAGGGAUCCCGGAGGUUUCCAGUUCCACCCCUCACACUGCUAAAUCCCCCAAAAAGAGACCUCAAAAGAGCCCCUCCAGCUGGGACGUCAUCAACGUCAAAGAGUGGCAGGAAAUGUCCACGCUGGCCGAGGGAAUCCAGAAAAACAUAGCCGAGCCGCACAUCACCGAGCACAAGACCUUCAAACCCGAAGAUCCCGCCUACGCCCCGUUCGUGAAAACCCCCUUCGUCCGGCCGCCGCCCUCCACCUACCUGAACGAGUCUUUGCUCUCCAUGCGCAAGAGGAGGUCCCCCGACCAGCCGCCCCUCAAACAAUAUACCAACACUAAGAAGAAGAAAGAACUGGCUGCAGAGAAGGGGAGCGGCAACAAAGCGGGGGUACCGGAGAAGGUGCGACAUCGCUGCAGCAAAUGUCUGUCUUCCUUCGGCACGUCGGAGGAACUGCAGUCACACGAAGCGCGCAACACCUGCUCCUCCCUCUUUGGUUUUGAUUCGGACGAUGAAAGUUAAUGUAAUGGGUUCACUUAUUAAAGCAUUAUGGCUUUAAACCUCUAACUCCAUUCAUGAACAGGUAGUGUGUGUGUUCUGUGUGCAGACGGGCGGUGGAGUCAUUUUCAUUUGCCUUACUUGCAUAAUGCAGUAGGAGUUCAGCACCAAAAUGUUUGAGUUGUUGUUCAUUCUAAAUCAAGCAAUAAUUUUAGAUUGAUUUUUUUUU